AGCCGGAGGUGGGAGCCGUCGAAGACCCGGGAUCCGCGGGAGGCGGCGGCUGCAGCCUGGGAUCCCCCAGGGACUCCCCGGAGCCGCCGCUUCCCCCAUGGACUUGCCCGGGGACUCCAGUCCACCUGGCCGGCCACGUCUGUGCCGCCAGCCUCUGGCUCGAGCAUUAUGGGGAGCCAGGAGCCCCAAACGGCCGAGACUGCAGUCUCUAGCGACCCCUUCACCUUUGGAAAAGGCCUCUCGGCGGGUUUUGGCUGUGGUGCUGGAAGAUGUUAUGGCUGCCCACGUGGUUCCCCUGGUGCCCCAAGAAGAGACCAACACCCCACGGCACCACAGCAACCAACGGGAUUCUGUCCGCAGCCAGCCACCUGCCUUGCCUCCCCAACAGGCCACGUGGUCCUCACAGACCAGGCCUCCCGACCCACUGCGCUUAUGCCGAGAGCCCUUGAGCCGCAUCCACGGGCCCUCUUCUACCCUGAGGCGGCGAUCAAGGACAACCCCUGGCCCAGAGGAGGGCCCUUCACAAAAGGUGGACUGGACCCCCCAGCCCACUCUGGUGGUGAUGCUAGAAGACAUUGCCAGCGCAAGACCCCCAGCUGAGGGCUUUGCUGAUGAGACUCCCAACUUCCUCAUCCCAGCAAGAAGAGCUGAGCCCAUGACGAUUGUUCACCAGUCAAUGCCUCCGUCCGGGGACCUGGAUCCCCCGUUCCAGCCAUCUGCCCUGCCUGAAGACCCUCCAGAGACCCCACCACCAGCCCGGGAUCCUGUACUGGAGCCCCCAUCGAUCCCACCGCCGUCCAGCCUUUUACGCCCCCGCCUCAGUCCCUGGGGCUUGGCCCCCCUCUUCCGUUCCGUCCGCUCCAAGCUGGAGAGCUUUGCUGAUAUCUUCCUCACACCCAACAAAGCCCCACGGCCCCCACCCCCAUCACCCCCCAUGAAGUUGGAGUUGAAGAUUGCCAUUUCAGAGGCCGAGCAGUCCGGGGCUACUGAGGACACUGCAUCUGUCAGUCCCCGGCCCCCUAUCCGCCAGUGGCGGGCCCAGGACCACAAUCCCCCCGCACCUCUCUCUAAGCCCUCUCUGGGCCGAAGCCACUCCUGCCCUGAUCUGGGGCCCCCUGGCCCAGAUACCUGCAGCUGGCCCCCUGCUCCACACCAGCCAAGCCGGUCACGGCCCCGGCGGCACACUGUGGGUGGUGGAGAGAUGGCCCGAGCCCCACCACCCCCUCGGCCCUGUCUCCGGAAAGAGGUCUUCCCUCUUGGAGGAGUGGGAGGCUCUCCUCCCCUUGUCACAUCUUGCUCGUCCACUGCAUCUUCCUCCUCCUUCUCUGAACCUGCAGAACCCAGGUUGGGUUCAACCAAGGGGAAGGAGCCAAGGGCCUCAGAGGACCAGGUGCUUUCAGACCCUGAGACCAAGACCAUGGGAAAGGUUUCUCGAUUCAGAAUACGCAGGACACCAGCCCGUCCUCAGCUCAACCUUACACCAAUGGGGCUGCCUCGACCAAUCAGGUUGAACAAGAAGGAGUUCAGCUUAGAAGAAAUUUAUACCAACAAGAAUUAUCAGUCGCCUACAACCAGGAGGACCUUUGAGACCAUCUUUGAGGAACCCCGGGAGCGCAACGGGACUUUGAUUUUCACCAGCUCAAAGAAGCUUCGGCGGGCUGUAGAAUUUCGGGACAGCAGCCUUCCUCGAUCCCGGCGGCCCUCUCGUGGGGUCCGGGCUGCAGCUGGCAGGACCUUUACCCCCAGCCUGGCCCCCAGCCCAGAUGUGGAACCUCUGCUGCAGCAGCGGCUGGAGGAGCUGGAUGCCUUACUCCUGGAAGAGGAGGAAGUGGAUAGGGAGCGGCCCCAUUGGACCUAGGAGCUCCAUCUGUUUGUUCAUCCGUCCUGAAGCAUCUGGGGCAGUUAUAUAUUUUUCUCUAUAUUUCUAGUAAAGUUUUC
Molecule: messenger RNA, 1938 nt
Organism: Neomonachus schauinslandi (Hawaiian monk seal)
Lineage: Eukaryota; Metazoa; Chordata; Mammalia; Carnivora; Phocidae
Gene: PRR14
Product: proline rich 14
Exons: 12
Coding region: 98-1858 (586 amino acids)
Cellular component (GO): nucleoplasm
Source: RefSeq, a predicted model, not a curated record